Xiphias gladius (swordfish) is the source of this 3764-nucleotide messenger RNA. It is a transcript of the gene rac3b, whose product is annotated as Rac family small GTPase 3b. Gene Ontology annotation, molecular function: GTP binding; protein kinase binding; GTPase activity. Gene Ontology annotation, biological process: actin filament organization; establishment or maintenance of cell polarity; regulation of actin cytoskeleton organization. The coding region runs from base 144 to 722 and encodes 192 amino acids. NCBI's taxonomy places the organism in Eukaryota, Metazoa, Chordata, Actinopteri, Istiophoriformes, Xiphiidae. The transcript is spliced from 6 exons. The record is from RefSeq and is a predicted model, not a curated record. Gene Ontology annotation, cellular component: cell projection; cytoskeleton; plasma membrane.
GCUGCUCGUCAUCCUCGCCUUUCACUGCAACUCCAUCGCCGAGCGGACUAGCCCGCUGCUCUCAUCCGAGACCUCAGCGCAGACUGUCGGAUCUCCUAAACCACCAUCGCCGGCUCCCUGAAAAGCCUCCAGCUCGCGUACAAAUGCAAGCUAUCAAAUGUGUGGUGGUCGGCGACGGGGCUGUGGGUAAGACCUGUCUGCUGAUUAGCUACACCACCAAUGCCUUCCCUGGUGAAUACAUCCCCACUGUCUUUGACAACUACUCUGCUAAUGUGAUGGUGGAUGGGAAACCAGUGAAUCUGGGCCUUUGGGAUACAGCAGGACAGGAGGACUACGAUAGGCUCAGACCACUGUCUUACCCACAGACGGAUGUGUUCUUGAUAUGCUUCUCCCUGGUCAGUCCGGCCUCCUUUGAGAACGUCCGAGCUAAGUGGUACCCUGAGGUGAGACACCAUUGCCCCAACACACCUAUUAUCCUGGUGGGCACUAAACUGGAUUUGCGAGAUGACAAGGACACCAUUGAGAGGCUGCGAGACAAGAAGCUCUCGCCCAUCACCUACCCGCAGGGCCUGGCCAUGGCAAGAGAGAUUGGGGCUGUGAAGUACCUGGAGUGCUCUGCACUGACCCAGCGAGGCCUGAAGACGGUAUUUGACGAGGCCAUCCGAGCCGUGCUCUGCCCUCCGCCAGUGAAGAAGAGGGGGAAAAGGUGCACCAUGUUCUGAGGAGGAAACACUACUAUAACACUACACUACAUCACCAUGAACAACAACCACUACUUCUCUGAGAGGAUGAGAGAGAAAACUAGCGAGAGUGAGUGUGCACUGCUGAGAUUGCUUUCUUUAUAUCGAUGUUUUUUCAAAGCAAUAUUGGUAACAAGACCAAUAUUUAAUCUGAUUUUUUUUACCAUUACUGAAUAGUUCAUAGGUUCUGAAAGACAUUGACUGUCCACCUACUUUGUACUCAUAGAACCACAUCAAGUUGCCAUGAGGGCUGACAAAGGUUUCUAUUACUCGUCUUCAUACUGUAACAUCUCUUCUUUCUCAGCCACGCUUGCUUGAAUUAUGCAGUGUUGACUAGAUAGAAAGUGAACUACGAAUAUGCCUUCAGGUCGGAAGUUACCCUUAGCUUCUGAUCUAAGAUCAGCAUUCAGAAACAAAAUACUGCUGCCCGCAUUGAUGAAAUUUCACAUAUUGAGCAUGACUCUAAAAUAGUGUGGUUCCGCUCCAAGAAAUGAGAAUGAUAAGUUGAAGGGCAAUUCCCAGUUUGUGACUAUACAGCCUCAAGUUGUUUUUGUAGAUUCAGCCAUCAUUAACUAUUGUCUAUGAUAGCAUUGUGCUCGCCAGAUCAAUUGUUGAGAUCUCCUCGAAGCAAACGUCCAGGUUAGCCUAACUCAUUUGGAAGAGAAAAUGAAGGCAAACAACAAGGAUGGAGGAGCCCGGUGUCAAAAUCUAGUGUUAAGACCUUUAAUAUAAAACCAAACCACUGUAAGACAGGAAACAAGGGGGCCUCAAUAGGGUGCCCACACCUCACGUUUGCCCCUGGGCCCACUAGUAGGUCAACCCAGCCCUGAUGCUAUUAACAUAAGGCCCCCCCAUAAGGGCUUUAAGGUGGCUUUAUGACCUUAUCUUGAGGCACUGUCUUGAAGAGGGUCCCUUUGUCAACAUCUAGUGUCAAGACCUUCAUUGUUUCAGUUUUGUGCUAAUAUGUUCCGUAUUCCCUGAUAAAUGUCUUGAAUCAAAUUACCACACAGAAAAUCUUGGACCAGGUAGUAUUGUAGGUUAGAAAAGCUGUAACACUGGACAAAGUCAAAGGAGUGGUGCUCAACAGCUCAUUUUUCCCUUAACCUACUAGGUUAUCUUAACCUAGUAGGUUAAGCUGGGCAUAGCCAACUCUAACAGUUGUGUGACUGCUUGUGUUUCUUGCCCUUUUGGACAUUUCAGCAAAUACUUGUGAUGACUACAGAGUUGUUGGUACUUGUUGGAAUGAUGGAAAAAACUAAAACAAUCCUCUGAAAGGUUUAUAUGGAAGAGACCUAGCACAAUAUUGAAAUAGCAACCAAAAGUAAGAGCAGAAACUUUUAACUACAGUGAGUCUAAACAUUUAAUUUUAAUUUAAUGUUUAAUCUAAAAAUCACACAUUUCUUUAUUUUUGGCUUUUCUAUUUUAGCCUUGCACACAUUCCUGAAGGCUCAUUCUGGACCCUUUGAAUACUGCUUUGACAAAAGAAUUCUUAUCACAAUCUCUACUAACUUGGUUUUACUGGAGAUGUCAGCCACAGCUUGUUGCUUUCAUCACCGUAAGAGUUCACUCAGUCGAGGACUAAGAGAUGUUGCUGAAAAAUGCUAUUUACCAGGUCAAGAAUUAAUAUUCAAGCUUGAAUGGUAAUAAUAGUUUGACAAAACAAUCUUAACUUAAGGUCCACUUAUUAUCUUUUUCAGAAGAUUUUAACCACAUCUCAUGGUCUUCAUCAACGAAGACUUUGAGAUCAAAACUUCUCUGGGUCAGUCACUGAGUCAUCUUAGCUAAUGAAGCCCACGGGAUGUGGUUAAAGGCUCUGGAGAGCAAGCAAGAAAGUGGACUUUUUUGUUUAAUUACCUGCUUUUUGAAAUUGAAACAUUUUCCUGGUGGAAAUGGUGCGUCCAGUCUGUGCUAUCCUUUUUUCAACACUUGUGUUGUUACUUUCGACAAAAAAAUCUGAUCUUGGUCAAGGGUCUUUGGGUAACUUUAUCUAACUAUGAACACGUGACAGAUGAGCAUGCCAAACAUGGGGGCUGUAAAACCUUGCUGCCUGAGUUCUGCCUCUGGGGGUGGAGGAGCUUGCAUGGGUCUUAAAAUAUUCUGUCUUAAUUUAUCCCAUUGUUUUGAUCUUGUUUCUGUUCCUGUGUGUGUGUGUGUUUGUGUGUGUGUGUGUGUGUGUGUGUGUGUGUGUGUGUGUGUGUGUGUGUGUGUGUGUGUGUGUGUUUGAGUGAGUGUUUGUCAUAGGCGUGUAUAUGAACGUUGCUGCUUGUCUGUUUGAACAAGCAGGUGUCGGUAUCAGUGAGACAGUGUUGUUUGACAGUUUGGGAUAGUGCAUAAAAGACAGUAUCGUUUUAAGCCAAGUUUUUAGUGUCCAGUUUUUGGUACUAUUUCAUAUUGUAUUGUAGGAAUACACAAGACUUUUCAACACUCUGUGGACAUAAAGAAAGAAAAAAUGGGUAUCAAUGACAUCUAGUGAUGUACAGAAUAAUCCUUAGAAAAGGAAUGCAUUAUGAAUAUCUAUUUACACGUACCUGAAUAUUUAGCUCUUAAAAUUCAAACUAAAGGGAUUAUAGUUGCUCAUGUUGAAGUUAGAAGUGUUGCUAACAGUGUACAAUAAAGGGGCCAAUCUUUGUGGAGUUUGUCAUCGUGGCAAACAGUGCAGAUUGCACCUUUAUGACAUGAAUUUCUGUAUGGUUGCAGGCCUGCAGUGUGUCUGUCUCCCUCAUGGGGUGAGAAACAGCACUGCAGUCUACUCUGUCUUGCUCUCUUUGGUUGGCAUAGCAAACUGUGGUUGAAUCAUGUCAUGUGGUCCUGGCUAGCUAAAGUGUUGAAAUGUAGCUGAGAAAUGCAGCAAAAAAUUCUAAUCUACUAUUGCAUGGAAGUUCUAUGGUUAUUUGACCCACUGUAAUUCUUAGGAGAGGUUGUGUGUUGAAAUGCAUUGGCCAUGUACGUAUGUAAUGUAAGAUGACUUGUAUACUUGUUUUAACUGUUUGUCUUAUUUUUUAUUACUUCACGUUUGUGUGGUGA